Capsicum annuum is the source of this 1674-nucleotide messenger RNA. RefSeq names its product metacaspase-1. The coding region runs from base 236 to 1315 and encodes 359 amino acids. NCBI's taxonomy places the organism in Eukaryota, Viridiplantae, Streptophyta, Magnoliopsida, Solanales, Solanaceae. Gene Ontology annotation, molecular function: cysteine-type endopeptidase activity. The transcript has 5 exons. Gene Ontology annotation, biological process: proteolysis. The record is from RefSeq and is a predicted model, not a curated record.
UAAACCCUUAAAGAAUACUUAUAAAUAGAAGCUACUCCGCAUUUGAGCUAAACCAGAAAUCAGAAUAGUGAAUGACCUCUAUCUCAUCUCUCCAUUCUCCUUCUUCAUAAGAAACAAUAAUAUCUCACUCCUUACAAUAAUCUUCCACAAAUCAUAUCAUACCUUAUAUGUAGGACUAUAUACUACAUCUAUCAAAACUUUAUUCUAUUUAAAUUUUCUUAUUUUUUAAAGAAAAAUGGUGAAGUUUGUGGAAUGUACCAAUUGCCACACUACCUUACAACUCCCGCAUGGUGCUCAGUCGAUACGCUGCGCGGUCUGCUGCGCAGUGACUAGUGGCACCACAGGUCCUCGGAGGACCCGGUUAUUAUCGUACAUGAACAACUACUUCCCUAUGUCUGUCGGACGCACCCCUCUCGCAGCCGGUCAGACAAUUCAAGCUCCUUCAGCCUUUGGCCGAAAGAGGGCUUUGAUAAUUGGUAUUACAUAUAAGAAAACUAAAAAUGAGCUCAAGGGAUGCAUCAAUGAUGCUAAUUGUAUGAAGUACUUGCUUGUCAAUCGGUUCAAGUUUCCUCAGGACUCUGUUCUCAUGCUCACUGAAGAAGAAAGAGAUCCAUACAGGAUUCCAACUAAACAUAACAUAAGAAUGGCAAUGCACUGGCUUAUGCAAGGUGUUCAAUCAGGAGAUUCUUUGGUGUUUCAUUAUUCUGGCCAUGGGUUACAACAAAGAAACUACACUUUCGAUGAAAUUGAUGGUUAUGAUGAAACACUUUGCCCCUUAGACUUCAAAACACAAGGAAUGAUUGUUGAUGAUGAACUAAAUGCAACAAUUGUUAGGCCUCUUCCUCGCGGUGCGAAGCUUCACGCCAUCAUAGAUGCUUGUCACAGUGGUACUAUGCUGGAUUUACCAUUUUUUUGUAGGAUGGACAGAACUGGACGAUAUGCAUGGGAAGACCAUCAUCCUCUAACGGGAGCAUGGAAAGGAACAAGUGGAGGAGAAGUCAUAUCCUUUAGUGGUUGUGAUGAUCAUCAAAAAUCUGCAGAUACAGAUAGUUUAUCCAAGGUCACUUCAACUGGUGCAAUGACCUUCUCUUUCAUUCAAGCAAUUGAACGCGGACAUGGAAUUACUUAUGGGAGUAUUCUGAACGCAAUCAGAUCUUUCAUCCGCAGUUCUGAUAGUGAUUUAGGUAGUAACAUCGUCACUUCUCUUCUCACAAUGCUGAUUACCAGAGGAAGCGAUGGCUUUGGGAUGAGACAGGAGCCCCAGUUGACUGCUAAUGAGCCAUUUGAUGUGUACACCAGAAAGUUUUCACUAUAACAUCGUAACUUUCAUACAGUUUGGGCGCGGCGCACAUAUUCUUAUUUGAGUUAUCGGAGAGAGAGAGAGGUAUUCCUACUAAUUCCUUUUGAAUAAGGCUACACUCCUUCAAGGCAUUGAAACUAUUGAGAAGAGAAUCUUUGUUAGCAUCUCCAUAGAUUUCUAGUUCUUUAACCUCUGUAUUGCUAAAUUUACUUAAGCUUCUUGUCUUCUUUUCUGUCUUGAUUCCCAAUCAAAGAACAAAUGUAACAUUAUUGGCUUACCUCCAAGAGAAUAUUUGUGUUUCCGUUUAGUGGGGAGUUUUGAUACAAGAAAUAUUUGUAUGAACACACUUUAGAAUGGGCAGCUCGUUUAUUCAA